Darwinula stevensoni is the source of this 1383-nucleotide messenger RNA. The record is from the annotation of a GenBank genome assembly. Lineage: Eukaryota; Metazoa; Arthropoda; Ostracoda; Podocopida; Darwinulidae.
AUGAUGGCCUCCUCAUUGUCAAAGUGUCAUCUCCUGUACUUCUGUGAAGAGCAAGACUUCCCACAGCAAAAUAUCACUGGUGAUGAGACCUGGGUCUUCAGCUGGGACCCAGAGCUCAAGUGGCAAUCGGUGGAGUGGCUCAGCAGCAACUUAUCAUAUUCUCAGAAGGCCAAGCACAAGCAUGGUGCCAUGAAGAUCCUAGAAACUAUGCGAGAGCUUAUGGAGAAUACAGAUGCAGAGAAGUAUGCAUUCCAGGUGAAGUGGAAUGAUCCAGUUUCAUCUCUUACUCAUGAAUUUGUGCUCACAUACUUUACACGAGAUGGAUCUGUUGAAAUGUAUGAUACUAGAAAACACAAGAUAUUUCUGAGGCGCACCAAAUGCUUGGAUUGCAACCUGCAAGAUUUUCAGUUGAGUGAGAAAGUCACCAUCUUCUCUCGCCAGUUGGAGAUAACUGACUAUGCUGAUGAUUUCACAAGAGUCCGACUCAGCUUGCUCAAUGAACGGACUUUUGCCAUGAUAAAACCAGAUGCAAUUGAUCAAUGUGGGGCAAUCAUGAAUGACAUCUCUGCAAGGGGCCUGAGGAUAUCCAAGGCCAGGAUGAUACAACUGACUGUCCCUGCGGCAAAAGAGUUUUACAUUGAGCAUGCCCAGCAAGACUUCUACAAGGAUCUGAUUGCAUAUGUGACUGAAGGGAGAGUUUUAGCCUUGGAAUUGACUGGAGAAGCAGCUGUGCACAAAUGGAGAGAGAUAUUAGGACCAACUGACCCUGAGAAGGCAAAAAUUGAAGCCCCAAAUUCCAUACGAGCAAAAUAUGGGAAGGAUAAAACCAGGAAUGCUGCUCAUGGAUCUGAUUCCAUGCAUUCAGCCAAGAGAGAGUUGUCCCUACUCUUCCCUGAAAAGCUCUCAUCCCUCCCUUGGCAAAUGAGAACAUCUGCUGUUCUACAAAACACCACUUGCUGUGUUAUAUUACCUCAUGCAGUGCAUGGUGGAAAUGCAGGAGCCAUCAUCAUGGACAUUCAAGAGAUGGGUUUUAAUGUCACUGCUCUGGAAAUGCGGACACUAUCAAAACGAGAAGUUGAAGAAUUUCUGGAAGUGUACAAAGGUGUGGUUCCUGAAUAUUAUCAGAUGGUGAGUCAUAUGUGCUCUGGACCACUGAUUGCUCUUGAAGUGGGGGUUACUGGCUCCAGUGGAAUAACUGAUUUGGUAAGCCAGUUGAGAGAUCUUGCUGGACCACGUGACCCUGAGGUGGGCAAAAAAAUACGGCCUCACACAUUGAGGGCUAAGUAUGGACUCACUAAGGUGGAAAAGGGUGUGCAUUGUACAGAUCUUCCAGAGGAUGCAGCUUUGGAGGUGGAGUAUUUCUUCAGUGUGCUCUUGCAAUGA